Hyla sarda is the source of this 2926-nucleotide messenger RNA. RefSeq names its product peroxisomal biogenesis factor 5 (gene PEX5). The transcript has 16 exons. Lineage: Eukaryota; Metazoa; Chordata; Amphibia; Anura; Hylidae. Gene Ontology annotation, cellular component: peroxisomal membrane; cytosol. The coding region runs from base 423 to 2285 and encodes 620 amino acids. The record is from RefSeq and is a predicted model, not a curated record. Gene Ontology annotation, molecular function: protein binding. Gene Ontology annotation, biological process: protein import into peroxisome matrix, docking.
CCUUUUCCCUAUGCCAGGCUGUCUCGCUCUCCUGCUUUCCCCUUGUGCCUGGUGGUCUGUCUCCCUCUUCCCUGUGCCCCCUGGCUCUCUCUUCCCUCCUUCCUCUGGGCUGUGACUUGAGGUCUUUCCCUGUCUCCUUCCCUCCUAUGCCCGGCUGUCUCUCUACAGUGCCUGACUGUCACUCUCUCUUCCCUCCUUCCUCUGGGCUGUGACUUGCAGUCUCUCUCCUCCCCCUGAUCUCUGUACCUUUAACUGUCUCUCCUCCCACUGAACUCUGACUGUGAGACACACAGGAAGAGACAGUCCUGGGGGCCAGAGAGACACAUACAUGGCAGAGAGACGCACACACAUCCUGAGAUAGACGUCUGUACAGACAGAAGGAGGAGACACAGGGCCGGCUGUAUCAGUUGCAGGUUGUCAUCAUGGCGAUGCGAGGACUGGUGGACACAGAGUGUGGGGGUGCUAAUCCCCUUAUGAAGCUGACCGGUCACUUCACCCAGGAUAAAGGUCUGCGGCAGGAAGGAUUGCCCAGCGUGGCGUGGCCCCCAGGAGCCACCGCUAUCUCGAAGCCUCUUGGAGAAGCUACAGAAGAUGAGCUGGUGUCUGAGUUCCUGCAGUCCCGCACACCUUCCUUGCAUACUCGGGCCCCUGAUACAUUCAAGAUGGACGCCCUCCUGGCUGAGAUGCAGCAAAUCGAGCAGAGCAGUUUCCGUCCUCCGCCGCUCAGAGCUCCUGGUGUUGCGGAUCUCGCCCUCUCUGAACACUGGACUGAUGAGUUUCUUGAGCAAGAACCAGCAGUGGAGGAAGAGGACUGGAGCCGGGAGUUCAUUGACCAGGCCGACCCCCACUCAUCCCCAUCUCGCUGGGCAGAGGAAUAUCUCCAGCAGUCGGAGGAAAAACUCUGGUUGGGAGAAAGUGAGGGAGCGAUGGCGGAAAAAUGGAGUGAAGAGUACCAACCUGAAGACGACUUACAGAGAGAAGCAAAGUCUCUACUUUCCCAAGUCACUGACCCCAAACUUACCAGCAGCCAGUUCUUACAAUUUGUGAGGAAGAUAGGAGACGGGGAGGUAUCUCUGUCGCAGACCCCGAGCGCUCCCUCCCAGACGGUCUCGCAGGCAGAGCAGUGGUCAGAACAGUUUAUACAGGAGCAGGCGGCUGAACAGUGGGUCGAUCAGUUCACCCCGCUGGAGAAAGAAUUUGAGUCCGCAAAGGCCACAGUGGAGGCAGAUGUGGAUUUUUGGGACAAACUUCAAGAAGAAUGGGAGGAGAUGGCCAAGAGGGAUGCCGAGGCACAUCCAUGGCUUUCAGAUUUCCAGGAUUUAUCUGCAAAAUCUUAUGACAAGGGUUACGCGUUUGAGGAGGAAAAUCCCUUUUCAGAGGAGGCACAGCCAUUUGAGGAAGGUCUAAAACGCCUUCGGGAAGGAGACCUCCCAAGUGCGGUCAGACUUUUUGAGAUUGCCGUGCAGCGAGACCCCAAGCACAUGGAGGCCUGGCAAUAUUUGGGCACCACUCAGGCAGAGAACGAGCAGGAGUUGGCGGCCAUCAGUGCUCUCCGCAGGUGCCUGGAGCUAAAGCCGGACAAUCUGAACGCCCUGAUGGCGCUGGCGGUUAGUUUUACCAACGAAUGCCUCCAGCAGCAGGCUUGUGAGACUCUGCGGGAGUGGCUGCGUCACAACCCCAAAUACAACCACCUGGUGAAGGAAGGAGACGCCGGAGAGGCUUCUAGAAAGAAAUCCCUGGGGACCUUAUUGUCUGACACCCUGUUCUCCGAGGUGCGGGAGUUGUUCCUCUCCGCCGUCCGUAUAGACCCAAGUCAAGUGGAUCCCGAUGUUCAGUGUGGCCUCGGGGUUCUCUUUAACCUGAGCGGGGAGUAUCAGAAGGCGGUCGACUGCUUCACGGCCGCGCUGAGUCAGAAACCUGAUGACUACUUAUUGUGGAAUAAACUGGGAGCCACCCUGGCAAACGGUAAUGACAGCGAGGCAGCGGUGGAGGCUUACCGACGGGCACUACAACUGCAGCCGGGAUUUAUCCGCUCCCGGUACAAUUUGGGCAUUGCCUGCAUUAACCUGGGGGCACACAGGGAGGCUGUGGAGCAUUUCAUAGAGGCCCUUAGCAUGCAACAGCAGAGUGGCGGCCCCGGAGGAGCCAUGUCUGACAAUAUCUGGAGCACCCUGCGGAUGGCGCUAUCCAUGUUAGGACAGAGUAAUUUGUACGCUGCGGCGGAUGCCCGUGACCUGGCUGCUUUACAGGCGGAGUUUCCCCCUCCCUCUGCCCCUGUGCAAUGACCGCAGUUUGACGGGUUUCCGUGUGAGUGCAUGCUCACAGGUCUUAGUCAAUGUACCGGGGAAGCAGAACCCACAACCAUGCACUAAGACUCCAUACACAGAGGUAAGAACCCAGCAGACUGAACAGAGUAUCACCCCCUCCCUGGCCGGACCUGAUGGGACCCACCCACGAGAAGCUUGAUCUUUCACUCCAUUGGCUGGUACAGGGGAUGAAGGGGCAGAGCGGAUUUCUUUUUUCUAAUUUACAUUGAUUUUUUUUUAUUUAAUUACCUCGUGUAUCAGGAAACGGAUACAAUGUGACAACUUCACAGCGGACGUACGUUACCAUAUCAGUGGAUUCAUUACCUUACUCGUUUAGUGUUAGUCUUCACCUCCCCUGAAGAAUCAUCGCCGGUCCUCCAAAACAUUAUAACCUCUCGACCGCCGUUGCUACUUUUCAUAUAGUUCCGGUAUCUGUACGCCGUGAGAUUACGUCUAGACUAUAGAGCUUUAAGGAUUAAUCCGUGCGUAAUGGAAAAAUUCUGCAGUUUUCUAAUACGGUAUACUUUGUGUGUUAAAUGGGUACUCCGGUGGGAAAAAAAAAUUUUUUAUAAAAAAAUUUUAUCAACUGGUGCCAGAAAGUUCUAUAGAUUUUUAAAUUA